Vigna umbellata (rice bean) is the source of this 1946-nucleotide messenger RNA. Its product is annotated as nucleobase-ascorbate transporter 4. The record is from RefSeq and is a predicted model, not a curated record. Gene Ontology annotation, molecular function: transmembrane transporter activity. Gene Ontology annotation, biological process: transmembrane transport. NCBI's taxonomy places the organism in Eukaryota, Viridiplantae, Streptophyta, Magnoliopsida, Fabales, Fabaceae. Gene Ontology annotation, cellular component: membrane.
AAAAGUGCGCCAGGUGAAUUUGGAAAAGCAUUUCAGGCAGAGGCUAGAGUCACAACGCCUUUGCCAACUCUCACUCAUCAUUUUCAUUCUGGACCAUUUCUUAACAAACACAGCAACACCUGUUCUGUUUUCCGAGCAUUAUAAGAAACACCACCAAAAAAAUGAAGUUACUGAUCAAAUAAAACAAACAUUAGAGAUAGAGAGAAACAAUGGCAGCUGGUGGAGGAGGAGGAAAGGCUGAUGAAUUCCUACCUCAUCCUGUGAGGGACCAACUUCCGGGUGUUGAUUACUGUGUUACCAGUUCUCCCUCAUGGCCCGAAGGGGUCAUUCUUGGGUUUCAGCAUUAUCUGGUUGUGCUUGGGACCGUUGUCAUUGUUUCCACCAUCCUUGUCCCUUUGAUCGGUGGUGGCAAUGUAGAAAAGGCCGAAACAAUACAGACUCUACUCUUUAUUGCUGCCAUUAACACACUGCUGCAGACGUUGUUUGGCACACGACUUCCAGUGGUUGUGGGACCAUCCUAUUCUUUUCUAAUUCCUGCAGUUUCCAUUGCUUUUUCCACCAGAAUGAGUGUAUAUGCUGAUCCACAUCAGAGAUUUAAACAAUCUAUGAGAGCCAUACAAGGAGCACUUAUUGUUGGAUCGUUUUUUCAAAUCAUCGUUGGCUUUUUCGGCUUUUGGAGGAUAUUUGCCAGGUUUCUCAGCCCGCUUAGUGUGGCCCCUCUUGUCACUUUGACUGGACUAGGACUCUUUAUGUUAGGAUUUCCCAAAUUGGCAGAUUGUGUUGAAAUUGGUCUCCCUGCGUUACUUAUCAUUAUCGUCUUGUCCCAGUACAUUCCGCAAAGGAUGAAAUCAAGAGGAGCUGAUAGAUUUGCAGUUAUGGUCUCAAUUGGAAUUGCUUGGGCAUUUGCUGAAAUUUUGACUGCAGCUGGUGCCUACAAUAAAAGAUCGCCUAGAACCCAAUUAAGUUGCCGUACUGAUCGAUCUGGGUUAAUUAGUGCUGCUCCUUGGAUAAGAGUUCCAUAUCCAUUUCAAUGGGGACGCCCUUCUUUCAAUGCUGGUGAUGCUUUUGCUGUGAUUGCUGCUUCUCUUGUUGCAAUUGUAGAGUCAACAGGGACAUUCAUAGCAGCAUCAAGAUUUGGCAGUGCAACCCCUGUUCCACCUUCUGUGCUUAGUCGUGGUGUUGGCUGGCUGGGCAUUGGCACUCUUUUGGAUGGCCUUUUUGGCACAGGAACUGGAUCCACUGCAUCAGUUGAAAAUGCAGGACUCCUGGGUUUAACACGAGUAGGAAGCCGCAGAGUCAUUCAAAUAUCAGCUGGAUUCAUGUUUUUCUUCUCUAUAUUAGGAAAAUUUGGAGCAGUUCUUGCUUCAAUACCUCUGUCAAUUAUAGCAGCUAUUUACUGCGUUCUCUUUGCCUACGUAGCCUCAGCUGGGCUUGGUUUUCUUCAAUUUUGCAACCUAAACAGCUAUAGGUCAUUGUUCAUCCUUGGACUAUCUCUCUUCCUUGGCUUAUCUGUUCAACAGUAUUUCAACGAAUAUCUGUUGAUAUCUGGACAUGGCCCUGUUCAUACUGGCUCCACUGCGUUCAACGAUAUAGUGCAAGUGAUUUUCUCAUCCCCAGCAACUGUAGCAAUCGUUGUUGCUUACUUCUUGGAUUUAACUCUGAAUCGCGGAGAUAGCUUAACUCGCAGAGACAGUGGGAGACACUGGUGGGAAAAAUUCAGGAAUUUCAAUCACGAUACUCGAAGCGAAGAAUUCUAUUCACUUCCUUUCAACCUCAACAGAUACUUUCCAUCAUUUUGAGUGCACUUCCAUUUUAAAAUGAUCAAGAGAAAAUCUAUCUUCCUUUUAGAAUUUGGUGUCUCUAAGUGUGUAAUAUAUAUACAAAAUAUAUAUGUAUGUAUAAGUUGCAAUUUAUAUCAAUACUUACUUAUUUAGAACUAUUUCAAU